Cylindrotheca closterium is the source of this 1374-nucleotide messenger RNA. The record is from the annotation of a GenBank genome assembly. NCBI's taxonomy places the organism in Eukaryota, Bacillariophyta, Bacillariophyceae, Bacillariales, Bacillariaceae.
AUGGACGAUGAUGAAAAUGACCUUCCCGAGCACGCUAUAUCUAUGCGUUCAGCGUUGAGACAAUGUGUUGCAUUGAUCGAUGUUUUCCAGAAAGAUAGCAGUCGACAUCGUGUCAGGGUUCGCCGACAGACAAUCGAUUCAAUUGAAUCUCUGGAUGUGCAAAGAGACAAAGCUUACCAUCAGUUUUGGGACCGACUGCACACGCUAGACGAUAGUGAAGCACCUAUUCCAACACUUUCAGCUCGUGAUAUUUCUUCCCAUUACAAGUUUCGUCAAGACUAUCAUUUUCGGAACCUUCCUUGCUUAAUUCAAUAUGACGAGUCACCGAAUUGCUCCAAUCCGUUUGCUCGUGUUAAUGAGGAAUGGAGAACGAACGACCGACAGCAUAUAAACUCCCGAUGGUUUCUAGAUCAUGUUGGAACCGAAAUCCAAGUUCCAUUAAGGUAUUAUUCUAUGAGCGACGAAGCGACACUCGAUUCGGAAGGCCGGGCUGCAGAAUGUGAAACUCGCCAGGUAUCUAUGAGCGAGUGGACUGAUCUCUUGUCGAUGGAGCAACAAAAUCAUUCGUAUUACCUCAAGGAUUGGCACCUCGUCGCACUCUUACGGGAAAAGAAACAUACAAAGCCGUUGUAUACAUGCCCGAAAGUGUUCCAACAUGAUUUACUUAAUCCUUUCCUGACAGAGUUUACAAACGGGGACUAUAAAUUCUGCUAUUGGGGUCCAUCUUAUUCCAAAACUCUUCGACACUCAGAUGUCCUCCACUCCUUCUCGUGGAGCUAUAAUGUACACGGUACGAAGAAAUGGACAUUUUUCGGAGGAAGAGAUUGCAAUCAACAAUUCACUGUGAUUCAAAAGGCAGGUCAAGCAAUGUUUGUCCCAUGCACCUGGCAACACGAAGUGGAGAAUUCGGAAACAACUUUGUCCAUCAAUCACAACUGGAUCACGGUCGCAAACGUUGAUAAAACGCUCGGUUGCUUGCUGGUAGAACUGAGGGAGAUUCAUAGCGAACUAGAAGGGUGGGGUAUUUGCGAAACUGGUGACACUUUUCUCGAGGCUUCAGAGUCCAUGCUACGGGGCUGUGUGGGAUUGAACAUCACAUCAUUCUUUCUGAUGCUUCUUUGGCGAUUGUCACAACUGCUGAAAAGUUUCAAUGCACAAGAAGCCGUCGAAAGUGAUGAGGAAGCAGCCGCUGCUGAACAUGAGUUCGAAUGUUGCAGAAUAUCGAGAAUGAUUAAUAUGAUGGUGAACGAUGACAAGCUUCAAUUGGAAGGACGGUUGGAGGCCGCGACGUUGUCCAAGGAUUUAGCUUCAGAGGCGAUUAGAGUGGCAGCAGUAGCAGUCGGUUGCGUUUGCGAUGAGGACGGUCCACUUUGA